Molecule: messenger RNA, 1431 nt
Organism: Truncatella angustata
Lineage: Eukaryota; Fungi; Ascomycota; Sordariomycetes; Amphisphaeriales; Sporocadaceae
Product: major facilitator superfamily domain-containing protein
Exons: 4
Coding region: 1-1431 (476 amino acids)
Biological process (GO): transmembrane transport
Cellular component (GO): membrane
Molecular function (GO): transmembrane transporter activity
Source: RefSeq, a predicted model, not a curated record
AUGGCCCCAGAGCAUCGCGCUCGGGUGGAGAAGUCCCUGAAACGGAAACUCGACGCCCGGUGUGCUCUAUUCAUUUUCUUAUACAUUAUGAACUAUCUCGACCGCAACAAUAUCGCUGCGGCUCGACUCAAGGGAUUACAGACAGACUUAGGGCUGGACUCAACGCAGUAUUCGACAUGCUUGUCGAUUUUGUAUGUUGGAUACAUUCUCAUGCAGGUGCCUUCCAACAUCUUGAUCAACAGAAUCUCGCGCCCGUCUCUCUACAUUGCCGGCUGUAUGCUGGUUUGGGGAGUAGUCUCAACGCUUUCCGGAAUCACGCACAACUUCACUGGAAUGGUUCUGACUCGAUUCUUCCUGGGUUUUAUUGAGGCCGCGUUCUUGCCCGGAGCGCUGAUGAUUCUUUCAAAAUGGUAUACAAGACGUGAGCUCACGACGAGAAAUGCCAUUUUGUUCUGUGGUAAUCUCAUCUCGAACGCGUUCUCGGCUCUUAUUGGUGCCGGCGUCUUGUCGAACAUGCAAGGUGUUCUCGGACAUGCUGCAUGGCGGUGGCUUUUUUGGAUUGAGGGAGCCAUAACCAUGGGUUUUGCCAUUUCAGCCGCAUUCAUCCUGCCAGAUCUUCCUCAUAACUCGCGCGGUUUCACUGCCGAGGAACUUGAGGUCGCUCAGCUACGCAUGCUUGAGGAUGUUGGUGAGGCGGACGAGGACUCAGCGGAGCAGGGUGUCUUCGCUGGUUUCAACAUGGCAAUCAAGGAUAUCAAGAUUUACGUCAUGAGCUUGACUUUCACGGCCUACGUCGUUGGUCUGUCCUUUAAUGCCUUCUUUCCCACGCUCACCGGUACACUCGGGUUUAGCUACGUUCCGACAUUGCUCAUGUCUGCUCCUCCGUGGGUGUUUUCCUGUAUCAUGUCGUUGAUCAACGCUUGGCACGCUGAUCAUACUGGAGAAAAGUUCUGGCAUAUAGUUGGCCCCAUCUGCGUUGGGUUGGUGGGUUUCGUUAUCAGCAUGUCGACCCUCAAUAUCGCGGCUCGAUACGUUGCCUUAUUCCUGCAAGCCAGUUCUUACGCCGGAUUCAUCGUCUUUUACUCUUGGAUUUCUUCCACGUUUCCUCGUCCACCAGCCAAGCGAGCUGUCGCGAUCGCAUUUAUCAAUGCUUUCUCCCAGCUUGGAAACGUGGCUGGAUCAUACGUCUGGAAUCUCAGUGAGAAUGGUUACAGAAAGUCAUACGGCAUUGUGCUUUCCAUGUUUGGCGUGACCAUUGCUGGUUGUUUCAUCAUUAAGUUGAUGCUAGUCAGACUCAACAAGCAGCUGGAGCAAGGCGAGCGCGCCUGGGAAACCCAGCCAGAUGUAGCUGCACAUACAGCCGACAUGGAACACAUGGAUAGUGCAGAUGAGGCAUUGAGAAUGUCCAAAGGUUUCAGAUACUUGGUGUAA